Babesia ovata is the source of this 3477-nucleotide messenger RNA. RefSeq names its product Extracellular matrix-binding ebh, putative. NCBI's taxonomy places the organism in Eukaryota, Apicomplexa, Aconoidasida, Piroplasmida, Babesiidae. The transcript is spliced from 3 exons. The record is from RefSeq and is a predicted model, not a curated record. Bases 1 to 3477 code for a protein of 1158 amino acids.
AUGUUAAGGAAGCAACGUUGUAACAUCAUAGGUCAGGCGGUGGGUGAGUCUAGGCAGGCUGUGGCGCGGAAUAUCACUGAGGCGUUGGAGGCCAUUGUGGCCAUGGACACAGAUCUCAAGAAGGAUUUAAAGAGUGUGAAAGGGGAUUUGGGGACGUUGAAGGGGAAGAUUAGUGAGCUUGGCAAUGGUCUGGAAGGCGAUGGAAAAAGUAAUGAGCUUGUUAAGGAUAAGUUGGAGGCGCUUGAAAAACAGAAAGAGCAACUUGAAAAGGUUACUGGUAAGCCAACUGGUUCAAUUCAUAUGGCGAUGGGACAACUUGAAGGUAAUUUUAAGACGCAUAUCCAAAAACCGCUUAACCUGGCGGUCAGUGCAGUUGACGAGGCGAUUGGGACGCUUGGCGGGAAGUUUGAUAGUAAGCAGAAUAUUGCAGGCAUUUUCGAGCAUAUUAAAAGUAAGGUUGGGGAGAUUAAGGGGACGUCAACCCCCAAAGCAGGUCUGGAGGGGAUUGCCGCCGGGUUAAUUCACAGCUAUGCCAGUGGGUUCGCCCAUAACGGUAAACCUGGAUUCAAUGGUAUUGUGACAGGCUGGAUGGAAGGAACUUUGGGAAAUAAUGAUCAUGUGCUCAAACCGUGGCUUCCGAAGUAUGUUGAGGACAGGAAUGGUAAAGGUAGGAGCAGCAGUGAAGCGAAUCGUCGGCGUGAUGAGAUUAUAUCAGUGCGUAAUGGAAUAAUCAAAUCGAUUGAAGAGAAGUUUAAAGAGGCAAUUGAGCAAGCUGGCCAAAAGGUUAAACUAACUGAUGGCAAAAUACAAACAACCAUUGAAUCUGUGAAAAAAGCCUGUCUGCAUUUUGUCGGGGAGCUUGAUCAGAAACUUAGGGAUGAGGGAAUUGGCACGCUUUCUCAGAUGAUUUUCGAGGGGAUUCAGAAUGCGGAUAAAAGUGGCAAAGACUACCUGAAAGUAGCAGUCGAAUCCACGCUGCUGGGUCUCUCCGCUACCACCAGUCAGGUGGCGAACGAAAUUGACUCUAUCCUGCUCGGCGACUACAGGAUAGAAAAGGGCAGCAAAAGAAGCAUCGCAAGCGAAUUGGAUAGAGUAGUUGAUGAGACUAGAAAACUUGACAAACAGCUCACCGCGGCUACUGCUACCAACCAAGGCACCGAUCCAAAUGUAAGCCCCGCGCAAGCCGUGGACAGUAAGUUGGCGGUGGUUAGGAAAAUGGUUGAGAGCCAGAUUGAAAAUGAUUUUCGGACCAAAGUCAAACAAGAGCUUGCCGCUGCGGUGGACAACCUCCCCACCGCCGUUGGAGAGUUCAACCAACAAGCUCAAGAGCAGAUCAAGGCUGCGGCCAAGGCGGCGAUUACAGCGGCGGCUGGGCAGAUUAGUAACAGUGCUGAUGUAAGUGACAUAAAGCUUGGCAAACAUCUCAUGGAAAAAUUCGAGGAAGCCCACGGGAAGAUCAAAAGUGGGCUCGAAUCACAACUUCAAGGAAAAGUCGAUGACCACAUUGGUAAGGAUGAUCCGCCAGGUCAGCAAGGUGGUACAAUUUCUGACCUUGCUAAAAAUAAUUUUACGAGUUAUGAAAAACAUGUUGUCCAAGAAAAGAUUAAGACCGGCAACCUAAAAGGCGAACAAGGCGAAGGCCUGCUUCCAGAGGCGAUCGGGAACAUCAAGACUGUGGGUCUGAAAGAGCUUACCAUCAUCGAUAAAAAUGGCGGUGCCGGUGGUGUAAAAAUUACUGAUCAAACCUUCGAGGUGCCAUUUAAAGAAAUUACAAAGCAGCUUGAAGAGAUCAAGAAAUUGGUUGAUGGUGCUUCAUUCAUGGACGAUAAUGGCAGAGGAGUCAAAGCUUUUUUGAAUGAACUUAAAGCUGGGCUUAAUGAUAAAGCACUGCUUGGUUCCGCAAAAGGCCUUGAGACAAUCAGAUCGGCGAUUGAUGGUCUGCAAACAACUACGUUCACUAAGCAACCCGCUGCAAUUGGCCAAGCCGUCACCCAAAUUAAGGCGCAGCUUGGAGAGCUUAGGGGGAAGUUGAAGAAUACUAAUAAAGAUGAUGUUAUUCAAAGGUUGACAGAUUUGCAAUCGAAUGGUCUCGACGGCAAGAAUACUUGGAAGCAAGUUAACGGUCAACCUCUCAGUGAUCUUGGGAAAAUUCAUGGUGACCUUCAAGAGCAGAAUGAGCAAUUGGGCAAUCAAACCAAGGCCAUCGACUCAGCCCUCAGGGCAAUUGCGUGGGAGCUUCCAACGAUAAAGAUCAUCUUGGAUAAUGCUCUCGUUGAAAAUGACCUCGUGGACAAUCUGAAGAAAUUACAGCACAGAAUUGGUAAAGGCAAGAAAGUAGGCCUUCAAGCAAUUUACAAUGUGAUCGCUGGGCUGCAAAAAGACCCGUUUAAUACACAACCCAAAACCAUCGAACAAGCCAAGCAACAAAUUGUAAAAGAACUCACUGCCCUCCGAGAUGUGUUGCAAGGCAGGCCAGGCGAAGAUGUCAUCAAUGCUUUGAACGAUUUGAUGGACAAUGGACUAAGUGGUAAGCCGUGGAAAAGCAAGAAUAGUCUUAAGAGCAUUGAAGAUGAACUUCAACAUCAACAAAAUACGUUGUCCUUGCAACCGAAGAACAUUGACCAAGGCGUCGCACAGAUCACCGGUGAGCUUCAAAGGCUUCAGAAGCAGUUGAACACUGAGGUCACCGAUAAGUUAAAGAAGCUUAAAGAACAUGGCCUUAAUGAAGGUAAACAACCAUGGACAUUUGACGAUAAAAACUUAAAUGGCAUUCAAAAAAUCACCACGGACAUCGUGACCAUAAAAACAGAGAACGUUGAGGACGUCAGGCAUUAUGUCGUCGCCCUGUGCAGUGCUGUCAGGCAUAACGCAAGAGAUCUCAGAGACAUUUUACAAGAGGUCAAGGAAAUAAUGCUUGACAAAGAGUUGAGGAAAAUUUACAGUGAUAUCUACAAUCUGCUAUUCGGCCCGCUGGACAAUGUCAUUCAAUUACUCAAGAAGUUUGAUAAAUACGCCGCCGAGGCCGCUAAAAGAAUUAUUGCAGACCUCCACGCUUUCGUCAACAAGGAGGUCAAGGCAGCCGAAGAGACAUUGAUCGGGGAGGCACGCCGGCAGUAUGUCUCCAACAUCAAGGAGGCGCUGAAGUUGUUCGCCCAGAAGGUGGAAGAGGAGUUAAGUCCCUUGCCUCCGUUGAUCAACGAGGAUCUGCAGAUGGGGUAUAAAGGGUUCAUGAUACAGGUUGAAGGCGAAAUAUGCGUGAACAUUAAUAGGCUCAAAGACGUGAAAAGCAGAGAGCUUCAAGCAUUGUCCUCCGCGUUCGGGCACUUUUUCGGGACACUCAACGAGCAUCUCCGUAAGGAGAUUGAGAGACUGAAGAAGCAUGGUGAUGACGAAAAGAAUUCCUCACCGCCUGCAACCUACUGUCCACGGCUUGGGCGGGGCUUACAUUUGGGCCGGUGGGAGGGCCAGGGGUUUUAG